This is a messenger RNA of Populus trichocarpa (black cottonwood), 861 nucleotides long. RefSeq names its product disease resistance-like protein DSC1. Lineage: Eukaryota; Viridiplantae; Streptophyta; Magnoliopsida; Malpighiales; Salicaceae. Gene Ontology annotation, biological process: defense response. Gene Ontology annotation, molecular function: ADP binding. The transcript has 4 exons. The record is from RefSeq and is a predicted model, not a curated record. The coding region runs from base 1 to 861 and encodes 286 amino acids.
AUGAAGUUGCUGCAGCAUCUAUUGGCCUGUGGCCUGUGGCCUGUGGCCUGUGGUUUUCGUUCGAGGUAUUGUCUGCUUGAGGGCCUAGGGGCGGUGGCCACAGAAUCAUUAGGGGCAGCUGUGUCUACCAACUGCAGCUGGGGAGCUCUGGAUGGUCUAGACAGAGGCAGUUGUGAUGGUAGACCUCUAGUCCUCUACUACAACUUGGAGUUUGCAAGUGGGACAGGUGAUGUUGGCAGCAAUACAGCACUUCAGGAGGUUUUCACUAAUGAUGUCAAACGUACAAUGCCAGCUAGUCUCGUCAAAGGUUGGAUUAGGGUGGUUCAAGUGGUGGUGGAUGGAAGAGGAGGGGACGAAGCUGAUAAUUUGCUGCGUGUUCAGUUUGCUGGAGGAGAGAGCGAGCAACGGGCUAUGAAAGAUUCAAGUGUUAAGGAAUUAGAGAACCAUGAAGCUCUUCAACUCUUCAGUUCACACGCCUUUAAACAAACUCUUCCCAAAGAAGGGCUGGAGGAGCUAUCAAAGAGGUUGGGGAGCUAUGCUAAAGGCAAUCCAUUGGCUCUGAAAGUUCUAGGUUCCAAUCUAUAUGACAAGGGUAUGAGAGAAUGGGAAAGUGAGAUUGUCAAAUGGGAAAGAACACUUGACAUGGAAAUUCAGAAAAUUCUGAGAAUGAGUUAUGAUGGAAUAGAUUCAGAUGAAAAGAGCAUAUUUCUUGAUGUUGCAUGUUUCUUUAGCAAGGGCAGUAAAUAUCGGGUCCUAGAGAUAAGGGAAUGCGGCAGUUUCUUGGGCGAAAAAGCAACUCGUCGUCUUAUUGAUACAUGUCUGAUUUAUAUAUCAGAGAACAAGAUAUAUGAAGAUACAUGA